AUGGUGAAGGCACGCAAAAUCGUACUCGUUCGACACUUCGAAGGGCAGCCUCGAACCGAGGACUUCCGCAUCGAGGAGGAGGACCUGCCGCCCGUCAAGGACGGACAGAUCUUGGCCGAGGCAGUCUACUUUAGUGUCGACCCCUUCCAGAAGGUUCACACAGCUAUGCAAAAAGUGGGCGACACCUUUUACGGCGCUCAGGAAGAUCGAAGCACCUUGUUACUUGUACAACUGUCUUGUGUUAGCGCAGCAGUGCGAUGGUGUAAUGCAGAGGCCUACGCACAGGUGGCGCGGAUCGUGGAGAGCCGUGCUCCCGGCUUUCCAGUGGGGCGGCACGUCGUGGCGUAUUGGGGGUGGCGCGACCGCACGGUGGCCGAUGUGGGCUCCGGCAGGCCACAGCCCCCCCUGUACGUAUCGCCGCCCAGAUUGGUGCCACACCUGGGGGACCUGCCUCUGUCGCUGUCCCUGGGAGUCCUAGGCAUGCCAGGCAACAGCGCCUACUUCCCGCUGCUGGAUAUCUGCAAACCCAAGCCAGGAGAGGUGGUCGCAGUCACUGGCGCUGCCGGGGCUGUCGGCAGCGUAGUGGGCCAGAUAGCGCGCAUCAAGGGCUGUACUGUCAUCGGCUUCGCCGGAUCUGACGCCAAGGUGAAAUGGCUGAAGGAGGACCUGGGCUUCCAUCACGCUUUUAACUACAAGAAGACAGACGUGUCCACCGCCCUGAAGCAGGCUGCCCCAGAUGGUGUCGACGUGUACUUCGACAACGUGGGAGGCGACAUAAGCACUGCAGUCAUGAGCAACAUGCGGUACCGCGGCCGCAUCGUCGUGAUUGGCGCCAUCUCUCAGUACAACGACCUCGAGCAACAGAAGUUGGUCAACCUGCCCUUCACAUUUCUUGCGCAGCAGCUCCGACUGGAGGGUUGCGCGGUUGCACGGUAUCACGACCGCUGGGAAGAGGGCAUCAGCCAGCUGACGAAAUGGGUCAGAGAGGGUAAAAUCAAGUACAGGGAGACUGUGACCAAAGGCUUUGAAAACACUCCCAGAGCCUUCAUCGGUAUGCUGCGAGGUGAGAACUUCGGGAAAGCUGUUGUCAAACUGUGA
Messenger RNA from Schistocerca serialis cubense, 1098 nucleotides. Its product is annotated as prostaglandin reductase 1-like. Gene Ontology annotation, cellular component: cytoplasm. Lineage: Eukaryota; Metazoa; Arthropoda; Insecta; Orthoptera; Acrididae. Gene Ontology annotation, biological process: prostaglandin metabolic process. Bases 1 to 1098 code for a protein of 365 amino acids. The transcript is spliced from 3 exons. Gene Ontology annotation, molecular function: 2-alkenal reductase [NAD(P)H] activity; 15-oxoprostaglandin 13-reductase [NAD(P)+] activity. The record is from RefSeq and is a predicted model, not a curated record.